Molecule: messenger RNA, 3711 nt
Organism: Malania oleifera
Lineage: Eukaryota; Viridiplantae; Streptophyta; Magnoliopsida; Santalales; Ximeniaceae
Product: methylmalonate-semialdehyde dehydrogenase [acylating], mitochondrial-like
Exons: 21
Coding region: 361-3612 (1083 amino acids)
Biological process (GO): L-valine catabolic process; thymine catabolic process
Cellular component (GO): mitochondrion
Molecular function (GO): malonate-semialdehyde dehydrogenase (acetylating, [NAD(P)+]) activity; methylmalonate-semialdehyde dehydrogenase (acylating, NAD+) activity
Source: RefSeq, a predicted model, not a curated record
UGAAGAAGGGCGUGCUGGGUGUAUCAAACUCGGGGGCGUCCCGUUCGAACUCUUUAAGCGAUGGCCGUCAUCAAACCUUCAAAAUUUCCCUCACUUUCUUAGCUUUUCCCUCUCUUUCUCUCGCUUCAGGGGACAGAGGAGCAGAGUGACGAGGAAUCGAUCUCCAAGACUGACGCGAUUGAUUUUUCUCUCAUAAAGGAUCCUUUUUAAUGUUUGAUUGAGGCAGUGAGAAAUGAUUGGCAGAGGACUUGUAGGAUAUGGCUGUAGACAGAGUUGAAUGCUGGAAAGGAUUUAGUCGGAGGCUCACAAGUAGUAGGAAUUAGGACUUUGUUGGAUUGGGCAUUGUUUCUAUCAUUACUGAUGGAAAAUCAAAGUCCCACAGAUCAUAUGGAGCAAAAUAGGAUGCUUCCACCACCAUCAGGAACAUUUCAAGAUCGCGAAGACCUUAUCAGACAUGUUCGUGACUUUGGCGCUAGCCAAGGAUAUGUGGUUACUAUAAAAAAGUCUAGAAAGGACAGAAGAGUCAUACUUGGUUGUGAUAGAGGAGGUGUUUAUCGCAACAGGCGUAAGAUUGAAGAAAGUAAGCGCAAAAGAAAAGCAUGUUCACGACUUAUAAAUUGUCCUUUUGAAGCCAUAGGUAAAAAGGAAGAUGAUGUGUGGGUUCUUACAAUAAAAAAUGGGGAACACAACCAUGAACCAUUGAGGGACAUGUCAGAACAUCCUUAUAGUCGUCGUUUUACUGAGGAAGAGGUCAGGCAAAUCAAACUAAUGACAGAAGCUGGUAUAAAGCCACGCCAAGUGCUUAAAGCUCUCAAGAAAAAUAAUCCAGAGCUCCAGUCAACACCAAGGCAUUUGUACAAUCUCAAAGCUAAGAUUCGUCAGGGAAAUUUAUCAGAAAAAAGUUUUAAGUCUUGGAGGCCUAAUAGGUCUGUUCCUGUAAACUCUACAGGUGCUGCUGAGGCAUCAUCAAUGAACAGCCAACCGCUUAAGGUUCCCAAUCUUAUUAGUGGGAAAUUUGUGGAGUCACAAUCCUGUGCAAUCAUUGAUGUCAUAAACCCUGCAACGCAAGAAGUUGUUUCUCAAGUUCCUUUAACUACCUAUGAAGAGUUUAAAGCUGCAGUAAGGGCGGCCAAGCAAGCUUUUCCUUCUUGGAGGAAUACUCCUGUUACAACUCGUCAGCGCAUCAUGUUUAAACUGCAGGAGCUUAUUCUUAGGGACAUUGAUAAGCUUGCCAUGAAUAUAACCAUCGAACAGGGGAAGACAUUGAAAGGUGCCCAAGGUGAUGUGCUCCGUGGUUUAGAGGUGGUUGAACAUGCUUGUGGAAUGGCGACUCUGCAAACGGGAGAGUUUGUGCCUAAUGCAUCAAAUGGAAUUGAUACUUAUUGCAUCAGGGAACCUCUUGGUGUUUGUGCUGGGAUAUGCCCCUUUAACUUUCCCGCUAUGAUUUCCUUGUGGAUGUUCCCAAUUGCUGUUACAUGUGGCAAUACCUUUGUUCUGAAGCCAUCUGAGAAAAAUCCAGGGGCUUCAAUGAUACUUGCAGCACUUGCAAUGGAGGCGGGUUUGCCAGAUGGUGUCCUAAAUAUUGUUCAUGGAACCAAUGACAUGGUCAAUCAUAUUUGUGAUGAUGAUGACAUAAAAGCUAUAUCAUUUGUUGGUUCAAAUACAGCUGGUAUGCACAUAUAUGCUCAGGCAGCGGCCAGAGGGAAACGUGUCCAGUCCAACAUGGGCGCCAAAAAUCAUGUGAUUAUCAUGCCAGAUGCAAGCAUGGAUGCUACUUUGAAUGCCUUGGUUUCUGCAGGUUUUGGUGCUGCCGGACAGAGGUGCAUGGCUCUCAGCAUGGCUGUUUUUGUUGGAGGCACAGUGCCAUGGGAAGAAGAACUUGUGGAGCAUGCUAAAGCAGUUAAAGUAAGUGCAGGAACAGAGCCUAGUGCGGAUCUUGGUCCAGUAAUUAGCAAAGAGGCUAAGGAUCAGUUAGGAAGAUUAGUUCAGAGCGCAGUUGAAAAUGGUGCUAGACUGGUUCUUGAUGGCAGAAAUAUUGUGGUUCCAGGAUAUGAGAACGGAAACUUUGUUGGCCCUACCAUCUUAUGUGAUGUUACAACCAGCAUGGAGUGCUACAAGGAAGAAAUUUUUGGACCAGUUCUCCUUUGUAUGCAGGCUGACAGCCUCAAUGAAGCCAUAACCAUUAUUAAUAGAGACAAGCAUGUUAAUGGAGCUUCGAUAUUUACCACAUCUGGAGUUGCUGCAAGGAAGUUCCAGAAUGAAGUUGAGGCUGAGCUGGUUGGAAUUAAUGUUCCUGUCCCUGUUCCUGUCCCACUUCCAUUUUCCUCAUUUGAUGGGCCCAGGACUUCGUUUGCAGGAGAUCUUAAUUUCUGCGGAAAGGCAGGUGUACAAUUUUACACUCAGAUUAAAACAGUUGCACAACAAUGGAAGGAUGUACCGAAUGGGGGAGUUUUGUUACAUGUACCUCCAACAACGGAGACGGAUACAACAAGUCGAGGGGUGUCCAUACCUCUGCCUUCAACUUCCGAGAGUGAUUUACCAAGCAGAGAAGUGUCACCAGCGGUGCAGGCCCAACCUGAGGAUGUACCAGGUUGCAGAUUGUCUCUACCCAUACCUCCAACAUCUGAGAUGGAUGUGCCAAACCAAGGAGCAUCUGUGCGUACAUCUGAUAGUGAUUUGCCAACUCAGAGUGUAUCACCAGUCGUUCUUCCAUCUGAAAGGGAAUUACCAAACCAGGAGGCGUCACUGCCUAUGCCUGCAGCAAAUGAGAAGGAUUUACGAAGUCAGAGAGUGUCAUUAGUCAUGCCUCAAACAUCUGAGAGGAUCUAUAUGCCUCAAGCACAUCAGUGGAAUGAAACUCCACAUCCGCCUUCACAGAGGACUGAAACUAUUCCUCCAACUUCGGAUAGGGUUUAUGUGUCUCCAGCAUCUCAGAGGACUGAUCAUAUGGUUUCAUCAUCUCAGAGGACUGAGCAUAUGGUUCCAUCAUCGCAGAGGACUGAUACUGCGAUAACCUCAACAUCUGAGCGGACGUAUAUGCCUCCAGCAUCUCAGAGGACAGAUGCUGCAAUGACUUCAACCUCAGAGCGCAUAUACAUGCCUCUGGCAUCUAUGAGGAGCGAUACCAUGAGUAUGAUGUCACAAAGGAGUGAUGCCAUCAUACAUCAGAGUUCAGAGAGAAUGUACAUACCCGCAGCACCUCACAGGAAUGACAAUCUUGGCCAAACAUCUCAAAGGACUGAUGGUAUCAUGCGCCCUUCUGAGAGGGUAUACAUCCCUGCUCCGCCUCACAGGAGUGAUGGUGUGUGUCCAACAAUACAAAGGGCAGACAUGGCCAUGCACCUAACUUCCGAGAGACUAUACAUGCCUACGACUUCACAUAGGAAUGACGGUAUGGCUCUUGCUUCUCAGAGGCCUGAUGCCAUGCCAAAUGCAGAGAGGCUGUACAUGCCAGCUAUGGUCAAGAGAAAUGAGGGUAUGCCCUUAACAGCCGAGAGGUUAUACAUGCCUGCAACAUCCCAGAGGAUGUAUACGCAAAACCCAAUGAUUUCUAUGGACGACUAUCCUAGUCAGGGAGUGUCAAUGACACUGCCAACAUCUCAGAGAUUAUAGGGUCAAUUUAUUCUUUUCUUUUUAGGUAUCCAAUAGGCAAAGUGAACAAUAAUUUUUUUUUUUCAAUAUAAAUGCCCAUAUUUUUUUUUUUCUUUUUGC